This is a messenger RNA of Mercurialis annua (annual mercury), 1817 nucleotides long. RefSeq lists its product as uncharacterized. Gene Ontology annotation, molecular function: mRNA binding. Lineage: Eukaryota; Viridiplantae; Streptophyta; Magnoliopsida; Malpighiales; Euphorbiaceae. Bases 104 to 1120 code for a protein of 338 amino acids. The record is from RefSeq and is a predicted model, not a curated record. The transcript has 7 exons.
AUCAAUAAUAGUAGUAAUAAAAAGCACGUCAUCAUAUCAAUCUGUGUCUCUGUGUAAGGUUAGGGUUUAGGUUAAGUUUGACUACGUACGAUCGAAUUUGUUAAUGGCGGGGGCUGGAAUCCAUCCAUACCACCACCAGCAAUGGCCACAAGCAGCUGCUCCUCCGCCUCCACCGGCUGCAGCAGCAGCAGGUGGAGCUCCUCCGCCUCCUUCCGGUGUCCACCAUCCACAUCCUGUCCUUGUCGAUAACAGCCGCGGCGGUCCCACUUAUGAUGAGGUGAGGACAAUUUUCAUAACUGGGUUACCUGAAGAUGCAAAGGAAAGAGAAUUGCAAAAUUUAUUAAGAUGGUUACCUGGCUAUGAGGCUUCUCAAGUUAAUUAUAAAGGAGAUAAGCCUAUGGGUUUUGCUCUUUUUUCUGCUCCCCACUAUGCUAUUGCUGCUAAGGAUGCUCUCCAGGACCUGCUUUUCGACGCCGAGUCCAAGUCUGUUCUCCAUACUGAGAUGGCCAAGAAGAAUCUUUUUGUUAAAAGAGGAAUAGUGGUGGAUUCUAAUGCUUAUGAUCAGAGUAAGCGACUCAGAACUGGCGGUGACUAUUCUCACUCUGCGUAUACGCCUCCAUCACCCUUUCAUCCUCCUCCUCAGCCUGUAUGGGGACCUCAUGGGUAUAUGCCUCCUGCUCCUCCUCCAUAUGAUCCAUAUGCAGGAUACCCUGUUCCUCAGGUACCCAUGCCCGCCCCUGCUCCCAUGCCAGCUCCUAGCAGUUAUGUACCUGUUCAGAAUACAAAGGACAACCCUCCUUGUAAUACCCUAUUUAUCGGUAAUCUUGGAGAAAAUAUCAAUGAGGAUGAACUAAGGGGUCUAUUCAGCGUACAACCUGGCUUCAAGCAAAUGAAAGUUUUGAGACAAGAAAGGCAUACUGUUUGUUUUAUUGAAUUUGAAGAUAUGAACAGUGCAACAAACGUGCAUCGUAGUUUGCAAGGUGCUGUCAUCCCAAGUUCUGGCUCCAUUGGCAUGAGAAUACAGUAUUCGAAGAAUCCAUUUGGGAAGAGGAAAGAUGGGAGCCAUCAUGUUGCAUCUCCGAGUUCGAAUGGAGGUCCACCAGCAAUGACGUACCAGUAGCUUGAAGGGGAUGUACUCUGAUCUUGAAAUACAUGAUACUGAUAGGAUGCAUCUUGGCAUGCAUCCAUUUCAUCAUCAACAUCAGCAUUUCAUAAUGAAUCAUCUGGUCAUGUUAUACUAAUUUCUUGAGGACAUGCAUUUGUCUGGCAGCAUAUGUUGUUGAUGUUCGUCUUAUAUUUAUGUUUUCUUAUCUUAAAACACACUGUGAUAUUAGGCUCAGUUACAUUUGAUCACUUUUCCGUAAGCAUAUCAUGGCACAAAUCUGACAACAAAAUCACAUUUCAUAGUCAUUGCCAUCAACUCCAUUGCUUUAGUCUAUUUCAUGAACUGAAUCAAAAUCCCGAUGAUUCAGCGUUUAUGCAAUUGUAAGCAUCAUAACAUGUAGGAUUUGGGCACCUGUGAUUUAUAUGCAGGCUUUUUGGUACAAAAUGGAGAAGCGUCCAUUCGUAUGAGGAAGUGAAUAACAGCAAGAGUAUUCAGGUUCUAGGUUCACAGGCUGAGGCAUACAUCAAAUAAAUACCGACAAUGCGUAGCUCUGGUGCAAUCUGAUAAACUGGAUUAAAGGAAAGAGAUCGAAUGCAAAUAUAACGUGAUUAUUUUAGGUAGUUCUAAAAAAGCAUAUGGGAUUAUUUGUUAUCCUAACUUUUAAAUCAAACCAUGACAUUUUAUGGCUUUUAGUGUAUUUUAUUUUUAACAA